Molecule: messenger RNA, 1820 nt
Organism: Prunus avium (sweet cherry)
Lineage: Eukaryota; Viridiplantae; Streptophyta; Magnoliopsida; Rosales; Rosaceae
Source: RefSeq, a predicted model, not a curated record
GUUAAAAAAAAAUUAAACAAAUGUUUUUUUGGUUGGAUCCCAUAAAACAACUUAAAGGCGGAGAAAAUGACUUCGAAGCACCGUGAACUAUAGCUUUAUUUUUUUUCAGUGGAAGUCGUAGUCUUUGUGUGAAAUGUUUUUCCAGAGAAGAAGAGCUGAGCCUGCGACUGCUUUCCUCUCGGGAAAUAAUUAUGGUGUUUUCUUUCAGUUUGGAUCGCCUAAGACGAAUUGAGCUUGUUGUUUACCCAGGGUAACAAUGACGGCAACAUCAAAGAGGUUUUGAAGUUGAGAUUCGGAGGAAAUUAGUGAAGUAGAAGAGAAACCAAAUGGAGAAAGCUUGUGAGUUGUGCUUAGAGCUAAGGCCAGUUGUGUACUGCAAAGCUGAUUCAGCACAUCUGUGCCUUCCCUGCGAUGCAAAGGUUCAUUCUGCUAACCCAAUUGUUGGCUACCAUCACCGAACCCUUCUAUGUGAUUCGUGCAAAUACCGGUCGGCGGAUAUCCAGUGUUUGGAUCACCGGAUGUUUAUGUGCCGUGUAUGUGACGUGAGCCUGCACAGGAAGUGCUCUCCCCAUGGCCAGCAUCGGAAACGGACGUUGGUCAGCAGUUUCACAGGUUGCCCAUCUGCCAAGGACUUUGCAGCAUUUUGGGGUUUCAAAUUGGAUGAAUCUGAUGGAGUGGGAUCAAACAGUCAAAGAUUUAAGAAGAUAUCUCAUGGUCAUGGUCAUGGAGGUCACUAUCAGAAAAGAAGUACUGGCAAUAGUUUGAUUCUGGACCAGAUUCUUGACUUGAAAAGGCUUCAGCUGAGUCAAGAUCAACCAAAUCAAGAGAAAUCUUCUUCAGUGCAUGAACAUCAAAACCCUUCAAGGAGGUUGGAACAUAGUCUUGAUCAUCAUCAUUUACAACAUUCCCAGGAUGAUCUCGGCCGCAUUGGAUCUCAGCAAAGGGACAGCUGUCUACCUGAUCAGGGUCUGAUGGUCAAAUUUGAUCCUUUUCCCUUUCCAUUUCCUGAACAGCUGGAGCAAUAUUUUCCAUCAUCUUCAGGCACUGCAGGAUUUCUAUUGCAUACAGAAUCAUUUGGGCAGGGUAGAAGCACAGUGCAGAAUAGUCCGCUGUGGUCUCAAAAUAUGCAAGACCUUGGGGUUUGUGAAGAACAAGCUUAUGAUCAUCAAGAUCCCAAUACACCUGAUGUCGAUUCGACAUUCCGAAACUUCGAGGAAUCAUUUGGAGGUGAUCAGCAAGAUGUGUCAUACUCCUUCAUGGAGAAGAAGGGCCAUGCAAGAGCAGCCAAGAGAUAAACUUACGAAGGCAAUCUCAGCAGUUAGUGAAUGAAAGUUCUAUAUAGAGCUCCAGCAAGUUUGUCAUUAUUUUAAUCAUGAGUGUUUUAUUAUUAUUCUUUUAUACUAUAUUAUGUUUCGUGUACAUAAAUACCUCACAGAUAAACAAUGUUAUCUACCUGUGUUAAUUACACAUAAUAAACAAUGUUUUCUUCUUAAUGUAAUUUUAUUUUGCUAUUUGUGUAGCCCCAUUGACCUUAACAGUGUUAGGGUGAUAUAUGCCGUUGAUCAGAUCUCGUGGUCAACAAAUUCAACGGCCUCCAUAAGAUUUAGCCAUCCACAUGAUAUUCACAGGCCCAAAUGAAAAUCCAGCUGGCAAGAGCUGUGCGGAACAAGCGAAACAUAGCCAACUGUCAUGAAAAUGAAAUAGAAACUAUAAAGCAGUUUGUUUAAAAGGAAGCUUAAUUAUAUUGAGGGACUUGACAACAAUGCAACAAGAAAGUGUUUGCCAGAGCAGUGGCACUGCUAUUGGGAGGGAAUGUGGGA